Molecule: messenger RNA, 7329 nt
Organism: Leucoraja erinaceus (little skate)
Lineage: Eukaryota; Metazoa; Chordata; Chondrichthyes; Rajiformes; Rajidae
Product: activin receptor type-2A-like
Exons: 12
Coding region: 458-2023 (521 amino acids)
Biological process (GO): cellular response to growth factor stimulus; activin receptor signaling pathway; protein phosphorylation
Cellular component (GO): plasma membrane; activin receptor complex
Molecular function (GO): activin receptor activity; activin binding; ATP binding
Source: RefSeq, a predicted model, not a curated record
GAGGGGGGAGGAAACAAAAACAACUCAACGCCAUUUUGGACUUAGGCCUACUUUGCUAAUUAUGAAUUCCGGGAGACUUCGAGCACACCAUUCGCAUCAAAUGAGCUGAGGAUUUGUACUGUGGCUUUUCCCUUUCUUAUAAUCCUUCAUCGCCCCCCCCCCCCCCUCCUUUUCCCCCUUACGCGAAUUGCGUUUUAUUAUUUUUAUUGGAACGUGCGCUCUGAGCGAACCAACUCAUCGUGUGUAUGUGGGGAAAAAAAAGACGACCGAAGUGUGAUGCGCCUCAAAUUCCCAUCUUUUCUGAAUGAAGUUGCCCGCUGAAGAAGAAAAAAGGUGGAUCGCAGCCAGUAACUAGUCAGGAGACGUGGUGGAGCCGCAGAGAAAUUUCUUUCCUUUGGAAGCGAAACGUUUUAUUUUGAUUAGUCCAUUUUCUUAAAGCUGUCCAAAAAAACUCAUCAUGGGAGCUGGUACCAAGCUUGCGUUUGUUGUGUUUUUGAUUUCGUGCUCUUCGGGUGCUAUACUCGGUCGAUCCGAGAAGCAAGUAUGCAUUAUCUAUAAUGCAAAUAGGGAGAAAGACCGAACAAAUCACACUGGGAUUGAGAACUGCGUUGAAGAAAAAGAUAAACGGGGCCACUGUUAUGCCACGUGGAAGAACUCCUCUGGUACCAUUGAAAUUGUGAAAGGAGGCUGCUGGCUGGAUGAUUGGAACUGCUAUGACAAGGGCGAAUGUAUCGAGACAAAAGAGAGCCCUGAAGUGUUCUUCUGUUGUUGCGAAGGAAGCAAGUGUAAUGAGAGAAUUUUUCAUGUCCCAAUCGUUCAGGAUGUACCAUCAACAUCAAAUCCUGUUACAAUGAGGCCACCGCUCUUCAAUACUUUACUUUAUUCACUGGUACCCAUUAUGGGAUUUGCAGUGGUUGUGUUGUUCUCUUUCUGGAUGUAUAGACAUCACAAGUUGGCAUAUCCACCAGUACUUGUACCAACUCAGCAUGCCUUUCAUAUAGAGAUAGAGGACCCAGGACCAAUACCACCUUCUCCAUUGCUUGGUCUGAAACCUCUGCAGCUACUGGAGGUCAAAGCCAGAGGACGCUUUGGUUGUGUAUGGAAGGCCCAACUGCUUAAUGAGUACGUGGCAGUCAAAAUAUUCCCAAUUCAGGACAGACAGUCCUGGCAAAAUGAAUAUGAAAUAUACACUUUACCUGGAAUGAACCACGAAAAUAUUUUAGACUUCCUUGGUGCAGAGAAAAGAGGCUCAAAUAUUGACAUGGAGCUAUGGUUGAUAUCUUCAUUCCAUGAAAAGGGUUCUCUGACAGAUUAUCUGAAAGCUAAUGUGGUGUCUUGGAAUGAAUUAUGCCAUAUUGCUGAGAGCCUGGCUAGAGGACUAGCAUAUCUUCAUGAAGAUAAACCUGGUUUAAAAGACGGACACAAGCCUGCAGUUGCCCACCGGGACUUCAAAAGUAAAAAUGUGCUGCUGAAAAAUAAUCUCACUGCAUGUAUAGGAGAUUUUGGUUUGGCUUUGAGAUUUGAAGCUGGGAAGUCGGCUGGUGACACCCACGGCCAGGUUGGCACCAGAAGAUACAUGGCUCCAGAGGUCUUGGAAGGUGCAAUAAACUUCCAGCGUGAUGCAUUCCUUAGGAUAGAUAUGUAUUCAGUGGGACUUGUGCUCUGGGAAUUAGCAUCAAGAUGCACAGCCACUGAUGGGCCAGUGGAUGAAUAUAUGUUGCCAUUUGAAGAGGAAGUUGGACAGCAUCCAUCCCUUGAAGAUAUGCAAGAGGUGGUUGUGCACAAGAAGAUGAGGCCUGUUUUCAGAGAAUAUUGGCUAAAGCACGCUGGGAUGGCUAUGUUGUGCGAGACCAUAGAAGAAUGCUGGGAUCAUGAUGCAGAGGCACGAUUGUCUGCAGGUUGUGUCGCAGAACGUAUUACUCAGAUGCGAAGACUAAUGAGCACGAUUAAUACAGAUAGCAUAGUGACUGUAGUUACUAUGGUAACAAAUGUUGACUUUCCACCCAAAGAAUCCAGCCUAUGAUGGCUUCAAAGGUCAUGAAGCAGACCAAUAGACUACAGCAGAGCUGCUAUCUCCUGAAUUUAUUUCACUGGUUACAACAAACAAUUCAGUAUCUUGUCCUUGCGCACUUAACAGAACUGGUGGCCAUUGCAGUGGCAAGUGGAUAAUAGAGGCAACAGGUACUACAUUCAGUGAUCCAGUCAGAGAUGAUGUUGAAGAUAACGUGGUUGUUGAAAAGAUCACUUGAUACUUCAUUGUGCAUCACUCGGGAUAUUGGAAGGUAACUCUUUUUGCAGCAAGAAAGCUAAGCACGUAUCAAACAUCGCUCUCAAAUUUGACAACAUGAGCUUAGUUGGAGUGCACCAGAUAACUGGCUUCUCAUGAAGAUGUCGCAGUCCCUCAGAUGGAUUACUGUUAAUUUUUAAUAACAGUACAUUUAAUUUCAGAAAGAAGUGCGAUUCAUUUUUAUUGCAUUUAAUAUUUGCGUUCACAAAAGAACUAUUGUAAUGCCAAUAUGACAUAGCUUGUGAAUGUUCAGUGUGCUGCUGUUAUAUGUAUAAACAAAUCAAGGUUUUUUGGGACAUAGCAAAGAAGCUUCAAGCAUUACAUUAUAACCAUAAACCUCCCUCAACAAGGUAUACCUCAGUUUCCAUAUUUGAUAAACUAUAUUAGUAAUUUUAGUUUAACACUAACUGACUUUAAUUGACAGUUGACCUUAAAUGUGAUUUAAGUAUUAAUUCACUACAAUUAUACUAUACCUUUCUAUGCCAAUGGGAGAAGGCUAUUCAAAACAGUGUUUCUGCCUUGUUGUGCAAGCUCCAUGUAAUAAUUUCUAUCAUGCAGUUGUCUGCUUUUAAUAGCUCCUUUGCUACGCGAAGCUUUGGAGAUAUCUUUUGCCCAAAAUUGGCUUUCAAAUGCACUUCCUUAUUUUAGAUUUGCCGUGUCUAUAGAGAAUUCAGAGAUGUACGCAUGCUUUUCUGUUUUUAAACUUGCAAGAUAUAGUUAACACUGGAGGUGUUUUUUUUAAUUUGAAUGCUUUUAUUUUGAAAAGUAAUAUAUCCUUUGUUUUCUUUCAUUACACAUGUAAAGUAAUUUUGCAUACCUGUUAUAAGUGCAGUCAUUAAUCUACUGUGUCACUGUACCAACGUAACCUCAGGAAUUUGUUACCUGAAACCCUCUCUGUUUUGAGUUGUGGUGACAAUCCUACACUAAUGUCAGUGCCAUUUUAGUAAGCUUAGAAAAACUUACAAGGCAACAGAAAUAUUUUUUUUAAAGAAUAAUAUAUGCAAUAGAUACAAAUACAGCUGACAGGUACUAACUUCUGUUCUUAAACAAUAUUAUGGUUUUAUACUUAAUGCAAAACUGACACGUCAAAAGUAACCACUGCAUUUGCUGCUCAGUUUACCUAUUCAGGGUCAGGGUUCAGUUAUCUUUAACCAAGUGUAACCCAUGCUUGCAUUGUGGCAGUUCACCCAAAUGCCUCAGUACAAAACUGCAUAAUGUGGGUAUCAUAAAGACCAUUGAACUCCACUGACUCGGCAAGUAGUGAUUAGGUGCCAAAUGUUCUGGAUAGAUGACACUAAAGUCUACGCUGCAUUUUUGUAGUUUUAUUCUUAGAAAAAGGAUCAAUCAUCGGACUGGACUAACAGUAUUAUAACAAAUUUGCUCAAUUACAGUUAACUUUAAUUUUGGGAAUAAUCAUUGUAAAUGAAUAGUCUCAGUAUUGUAAAGGGGGAGGGUGAACAACUCGUGGUUGUAACACAUUGCUGCCAACGGCUGAGGUAGAAAAGGGGGGCGAGGUCCUGCAACAUGAAUGUGGGGAAUUAGGUAGUAGAUUAAAUAACACCAACCUCUAUGAUUGUAAUCUGUAGGUUACCUCCAGUGUGUAAAGAAAAUAGGUCAGAUGAAUACAUGACUAAAGGAAUGGUUUCAGAGGGAAGUUUUUGUGAUCAUUGAGACACUCCUAGGAUUGGCUGGGACUAUACAAGGCCAGAUUGUACCUGAAUCAGGACGGGUCCUAAAUUGUUGCAUGGAGGUUUGCUCAUACUGUUGGAGCAGUUUUAAACUAUUGUGGCAAGGGAGUGGGACACAGAGGGAAUGUACAUUUGGGAAGGGAAUGCAAACAACUAUAGAACAAAAGCUAGAUCAGACCAGCAGGUGGAGCAGACACAGGCACAAUAAGGCACAUGGAUGGACUGGGAAGCUAGAAUGCUUUAAUGGAAUUGCGAUUACAGAGACAUGGUGCCGCAAAGAAAGGGUAAGCAUAUCUGUGUCCCAGGGUAUCGGAUCUUCAAGCCGGGUAGAGGGUUAGAUAUAUCAGAGGUGGUAUCGUAGUGAUUAGGGAUUCCAACUGUGCAGCACUUAGAGAGGAUAUCCUAGAAAAUUCUUAAAACUAAACCCUAUGGGUCUACCUUCGAUGGGUGGUCACUUUGAACUUGUACUAUAGUUCUCCCAACAGUCGGCAGGAGAUACAUAGGCAAUUCGGAAGUGUUACAGUUGUUUUAAACUUUUAAACUUUGCCAGUAUUAACUAGGAUCACGUUUCAGUGUGGAAAGGAUUAGAUGGAGUGUGAUUUUUAUAGUGUAUUCAAGGGAGCUGGUGCUGGUACAUUAAUAGCAUUUGUAGGGAUGGGUCGGGGCUAGACCUAAUUGUGGGGCAUGAAGCUGGGUAUGCAGAUGAAGUGUCAGUGAUUGAACACUUUGGAGGUGACGACUUCAACUCAAGUAUUAAAGUGAUUAUGGAAAAGGGGUAAGGAUGAUAUGGAAAUCAAGUUUCUAAAUUGGGGAGGGCAAAUUUCUACAAGAUUAGACACAACCUGGUAAUCUUUGCAGCUGUUUGCAGAUCAAUCUGUCCAGCAGGUGGGAAUCUGUUUAAGUGAAGCACUAGGUUCAGGGCCAGCAUGUUGCUGUAAAUAUGAAAGGUGAGGAAGGCAAAUCACAGAUAUCACAGGUUUGAUUAAGAAAAGGAAACAUAUAUACUGAAGAGGAGGGCAUCCCUUCAGGAGUAUAGGGUGUAGCCUGGGUGCUCAGAAAGAAAUUAGGAGGGCAAAGAAAUACCACUAGCCGGUAAGAUCAAGGAAAAUCCCAAGACAUUCUAUCAGUAUGUUAAGAGCAAGAGCAUAGCCAGGGAAAGAGGUCCAUUGGGGACCAGUGAGGCAAGCUAUGCAUGAAGCAACAGGAGCCUUAAAUUAAUAUCUUCCAUACACGCCAAGGAUAUUGCGGCUAGAGAUUUCAAAGAGAAAGAUAAUGUUCUGGAGCAUGUUAUCCAUAAAAAGUACCAGGCACAUAGUUGUAUAUGUGCGCCAGGGUGCUGAAAAUAGAAUAUAAGAGCAGGGAGGGCACUUUUAUUGCUGCAGUAUAGAAAGUUUCUUCUGGAGAGGAUGCAGAGGUGAUUCACCAGGAUGCUACCUAGGAUGGAAUAUCUCAGUUAUUGGAAGACCCCGAGGUUGGGCUUGUUUUCCUUACAGCGAGAAAACUGAGUAGCGACUCAAUGUUGAGGCCUGGGAGAGGGGAUCCAGUAGUAAACUCUUACCCACAUAGACACAAAAAGCUGGAGUAACUCAGCGGGACAGGCAGCAUCUCUGGAGAGAAGGAAUGGGUGGCGUUUCAGAUCAACACUUCAGACUGAGAGUUAGCGGAGAGGGAGAUACAGAGAUAAGGAAGUGUAAGGUGUGAGAACGAGACAUCAAGGGAAUGAAGUUCAAGGAAGAUGUGGAAUAGAUCAUUGUUAGCUAGAGGAAGGUGACAACGAAGCAUACAGAGAUAACAUUUAAUCAGGGGGACAGUCAGACUGGUCGAAGAACUAGAAUGGGGAGGGGUGGAGAGAGGGAAAGCAAGGGUUACUCUUUUACCCACAGCAGUCGUGUCUGUAACCAGAGGGCACAAGUUUAAAGCGAGGAGUAAGAGGUUUGGAAUGGGUAUAUGGAGGUUUGGAAGGGAUUACCUAGAGGGUGGUACAGGCAGAUACUCUUCAAACAUAUCGGACGUAUUUAGAACAGCAGUUGAAUCUCCAUGGCAUAGAAGAAUAUGGACUCAGUGCUGGUAAAUGUGAUGUGUAUAGAUGAUAACUCUAUGGUUGGCAUAGAUAUGGUGAACUGAUGGUGUCUUGUGUCUGUGCUGUAUGCCUCUAAGAAUCUAUUCAUCCUUUCCAAUUCCCAGGCAUCUGAUUUUAAAAUUUAAGCACAAUUUGUACUUUAAGACAAAAGAUUUCUGACGGUUUUAAUAUUUUGGGGUUUUAUGAUCAUCAAUUCCCGAAUUUUAGCACCAGUGACCUCUUGCAAGCUUGCUUCAGUUGGUGGACGUGAACAGUUAACAUUGAUCUUCAGGUAUUCCAGAUUAGAAGUAGUACGUUAAGGCUAUGCAAAUUUUAAAAAAAAAAUCAACUUUUUUUUUGUUGCGUACACGUUUUUGUUAAAAACAGGUUAUUCACCAAAAUAUUAAUGAGGUUAGAAAUAACAUUUUUAACUUUCAGGUAACUCCAGUUUACUUGUGCAACAUUUCCCUUUCCUGCUCAAAUCUUUGUUUCUCUACCCGGUACAUUGCAGGUUUUUUUAAAGCUAGAAAAUCAGGCACUCACUGUGAAUUAAUAUGCACAAAACAAGUGCUUAUUUUUAACAUCAGAUUGCUUAAUGUACUGACAAACAUUAUGCAUUGAUUCAGACAAGGAAAUUGGUGUCAAAACAGAAAAAUCUGUCCCCAUACUUCAAACAGAGAGGGGAAAAAAGGGCAAAUGCAAUGGUGUAUAUAUUCUACAUGUCCACUUGUACAGCCAUGGAAUAGAUUGUCAGCUGGUGCACCAUCUCAAAAACACAAGUUGAUAUCUGCCAGGAGGAAUUUUCUCUACCGGGCACUUGUCUAUGGAGUGUGGUUUGUAUCAUUCAUCCACCGGAAAAUGGUUAAUUAUUUACAUAGUGAUGACUUUUUAUAUAUUGAAAAAUGCAGCCUACAUUGGGUGAAUUUGUUAAUUAUGCAAUAUAAUCAUUGUUCCUAUUGUUUAAACAUUUUGACCACUCAUUUUGUGGAGAUAAUGAUACAAAUGCCAUUCUAUUAUUAAGUGUUGCUUACCUCAGAACUUGCCAACAGUUCUUAAAGCAGUUUGUGAUGCACAUACCUCUAAACAGUUGUUUGCUUUAGUCUGUAUCAAUGUUUUGUGCAUUUGUGGGCACAAAUUACUGUAAUAUGGAUAUGUACUUGGGGGGUUUUGUUUUGAAAUUAUCUAGCAAAUGGAGGUCUAGGGCAGGCCUGGUUGGAAAGAUGGGAGAAAGUGUUGAAUAUUGUACAGAGAUAUUUGCUGUUUCCCGAAGAAUAAACUAUAUAGUGACUGCUGUA